AGAAGCUUUGUUGCUUCAUCAUCUUCUGCAUUCAUGGGAAUGCUCCCGGCCAAAUCCUAUCCAACUCUGUGCCACUACCCUUCGUCCUCUCCCUCCCUCUCCAAGCGCCAAAACCCUAAUCCCAGAUCCCUUCUCCCCCAUAUCCCACCUCUGGGUGCUCAAUCCCUAUUCCUCCUGGAAAAUUCUACGCCAAGAUUGGUUUUUGGGAUGAAGCCUACGACUUUGCCGCUGGAGAAGAGGCGUCUCCUCCACACAUGCCGAGAUUCCAUCGAAAGGGAGGAUUUCGAAGCGAGUGUCGAGGAGAAGGAGAAGAAUUUGGUGGAGAGGACUGCGGAUGGCGGUGCGAGUGCCAGUGAUUGGAUUACCUCCGUUCUGCUCUUUGGGCUAUGGGCAGGGCUCAUGUACUAUGUCUUCCAGCUCGCGCCCAACCAAACGCCGUACAGGGAUAUGUAUUUCUUGCAAAAGCUAUUUUUUCUAAAAGGAGAUGAUGGUUUUGUGAUGAACCGUGUUCUCGUGGCCGUGUGGUGGAUGAUGGGUCUGUGGCCCCUUGUGUAUAGCAUGUUGUUGCUUCCUACUGGAAGAAGUUCAAGAAGCAAAGUUCCUGUCUGGCCGUUCCUAGUUGCUUCAUUCUUUGUCGGUGCUUAUGCUCUGAUUCCUUAUUUCGUUCUUUGGAAGCCUCCGCCACCAGCUGUUGAAGAAGAGGAGCUCACUAAUUGGCCUCUAAACUUUCUAGACUCAAAGGUCACUGCCAUGAUUACAAUUAUUGCAGGUUUGGGUCUGAUUGUAUAUGCCGGUUUAGCUGAUGGAGCAGUGUGGAUGGAGUUCUACCAAUACUGCAGAGAAAGCAAGCUUAUUCAUGUCACGGUCAUCGACUUCUUAUUAUGCACCGCCUUCGCGCCAUUUUGGGUGUAUAAUGACAUGACUGCUAGGGGAUGGAUGAACAAAGGCUCCUGGCUUUUGCCAAUUGCGCUGAUUCCAUUAGUCGGACCGGCAUUGUAUGUUCUAUUGCGCCCUCCUCUCGCAGCACUCCCCAUGUUUACCUCUUCCACCAGCACAAAGAGUGACUAACUGCAAUCUAGUGUUGCAGUCUCUCCCUCUCUCUCUCGUCGAAUUUUGAUGUUGCGAAUCAGCGUCCAAGUGAGACAAUUUUAGCAAAAGUGAGAUCAAUGAAGUUUUAAAAUGUUCUGGUAAACUGUUUGAACACAAAUUUCAAAUGCAUCCAUCCAGUGAAUGUAAGUUGUACUCUGGAUUUAUCGAGUAGGCAAAUUAGAGAGAAGGUUGUCUGUCUUAGAAUUAAUAGGGCGAAACUUGAACAUCUUUAUUAUUAAAAAAAAAGUUUCAUUAUUAUUUUUGUAACA
Messenger RNA from Zingiber officinale, 1358 nucleotides. RefSeq lists its product as uncharacterized. The transcript has 6 exons. Bases 34 to 1068 code for a protein of 344 amino acids. The record is from RefSeq and is a predicted model, not a curated record. NCBI's taxonomy places the organism in Eukaryota, Viridiplantae, Streptophyta, Magnoliopsida, Zingiberales, Zingiberaceae.